GAAGUAAACUAAAAGGUCCUGGCGACGAAGCUUUAUAAAGUUUCCACCUUUGUUUACCUCGACCGUUUUCGUAACUUAAUUUGCUAGCUAGAAUUCAUAAAAUACAAAAUGAACAGACAAGUAGAGUAUGAUUCAUAUGAGAUAGAGGAGCCAAGUGAUGAAGAAAACGCUGAAGACAGCUCUGAGGAUGAGCUGGAUGUGCUCUUGAACGGGACCCCAGGUCAGAAGAGGAAGCUUAUCCGAGAAUACUUGACUGGGGAGAGUGAGUCCUCCAGUGGGGAUGAGUUUGAGAAAGAGAUGGAGGCAGAGCUCAGCACCACCAUCAAGACUAUGGAGUGCAAAUGGGCGCCACCUACAGCACCAGCAGGAGAGGCUUUGGGUACCAAUGACAAUGCUGCAACGCCUGGGUUACCACAGCCAGAGCUUUAUGACAAUGUUUAUUUUGACUCUGAUUCAGACGAGGAGGAAAUUGCUCCAAGCAGUUCCUCGGGUCAGAGACGCAGGAAACAGCGAUCCAUCCCCACCAACGAUGAACUACUUUACGACCCGGAUGAGGAUGACCGGGAUCAGGCAUGGGUGGACGCCAAGAGGAGGAGGUACAACGAAAAGAGAAGAUUGCAAUCUUCACGAAACAGAAGAGGGCAGUCCCAGGGGCUUCCAAGCAGCGAUGCUGUCCUUAACUGCCCAGCAUGCAUGACCACGCUGUGCCUUGACUGUCAAAGGCAUGACAAAUACAGGACCCAAUACAGAGCCAUGUUUGUCAUGAAUUGUACAGUAAACAAAGAGGAGAUUUUACGGUACAAAACGCUCAAUGAGAAAAAUCUGAGGAGCAGAAAGAGGAGGAAAGGGCAUCAACCAGAGCCAACAGCAUCAACCACAACCGCAAUGGAAGCCACAGAUUCAGGAGCGGUGUUGGGGAUGGGCGGAGAGGAGAUCUACCAUCCUGUUCAGUGUACGGAGUGCUCCACUGAGGUGGCAGUGCUCGAUAAGGACGAGGUCUACCACUUUUUUAACAUCCUCGCCAGCCACUGCUGAAGAUACACUGUUGAUAUGACCUUUGUGAUAUCCCUGAUAAGACUUUUGGUGUCUGAAUGUACAUCUUUUUAUGGUAUUAGACAGGGGUGUAUUAUCAUGUAAAGAUUUGAUUACAGCCAUUGUCCGCCAUCAUUUUAU
This is a messenger RNA of Salvelinus namaycush (lake trout), 1173 nucleotides long. Its product is annotated as E2F-associated phosphoprotein-like. Lineage: Eukaryota; Metazoa; Chordata; Actinopteri; Salmoniformes; Salmonidae. The record is from RefSeq and is a predicted model, not a curated record. The coding region runs from base 109 to 1035 and encodes 308 amino acids. The transcript is spliced from 6 exons. Gene Ontology annotation, cellular component: nucleus. Gene Ontology annotation, biological process: positive regulation of cell population proliferation.